AUGGCGCGUCCUGAACACCGUGCGUCGGGGUUCGGGGGCUCCGGGCGGCCACAGGGACGGCGUCGGCAGCAGCAGAAGCCGGGGGGGAAACAGCGUCCGGAUCCGUGUCCGGGGCACCGCAGCAAAGAAAAGAAGAAAGUGAAUUGCAAGCCCAAGAACCAGGAUGAGCAGGAGAUCCCUUUCCGGCUGCGUGAGAUCAUGCGGAGCCGCCAGCAGAUGAAAACCCCCCUAAGUAACAAGAAGCGGAAGAAAGAAGCCCAGGUGGCCUUCAGAAAGACGCUGGAGAAGGAGGCCAAAGGGGUGGAGCCAGACAUCGCUGUCCCCAAGUUCAAGCGGAAGAAGUGGGAGUCAGACAGGGCCUAUAUCCAGCGCAUGGAGCAGGAGACCCAGCAUGUCCUCUUCCUUAGCAAGAACCAGGCCACCAGACAGCCCGAAGUUCAGGAGGCCCCUGAGAAACCGAGGGAGAAGUCAGAGCGCAAGAAGGCGUUCCAGAAGCGGCGGCUGGAUAAAGCCCGACAGAUGAAGGCGGACAAGGCAGCAGACAGACUGGAGCAGGAGCUACUCCGAGACACGGUGAAGUUUGGGGAGGUUGCCCUGCAGCCCCCAGAGCUAACUGCCAGGCCCAAGAAGAGCGAGGGCAAGGGACAGCCUGGCAAGAAGUCACUGAUGUUGAAGAUGCUCAUGGGCCCUGGCCCAGGGUCCCAGCCUCUGAGCGCUUCGCUGGCCCGGCAGCGGAUCCUGGGGGAAGAGAGAGAGCGGGUGGUACAGGCCUACCGUGCGAUGAAAAGACUUACCCAAACUCAAGAGGAAACAAUGUAUCGACAGACCCCUCACAGUUCCGCUUCUCACCCGGAGGACCGUUCCUUCUCCGGUUAA
Molecule: messenger RNA, 876 nt
Organism: Chrysochloris asiatica (Cape golden mole)
Lineage: Eukaryota; Metazoa; Chordata; Mammalia; Afrosoricida; Chrysochloridae
Gene: CCDC137
Product: coiled-coil domain containing 137
Exons: 8
Coding region: 1-876 (291 amino acids)
Source: RefSeq, a predicted model, not a curated record